AUGGCUCUGGGUGGUCUUGCGUCAAAUUUGUCAUCCCCGGGGUUUGGCAUGCUGAAGUCGGCAUUACUCUGCUGUCAGAUUUUCAUUAGCAUCGAACAAUUGUUGGGGAAUUAUGCCGCUAUGAUCCAGCAUAUCAUUCGGGGACUUGGGAUCAUGCACGAGUGCCGGACACGGCCAGGUUUCAUUGCCGAGAACCAGGAUCAACUACCAUUGCUAGACGUUUUCAUCAUCAAGCUGUUUUCUGCGCCGUGCAAGUUUGCGGAUCCUCCAACAACAACCCAUGUCAACGAGACGACUGCAUUGCCCGUGUGCCCGAUCUCGUCUCAUGGCCAGACUGUUGGACCUCACAAUCUUCGGACCAUCGCGCCUGAUAUGCGGACAGAACUCACUGGCCUCGCUACAUCGACGCUUGAAUUCCUCGACCAAGCUUCGCAAGCCGAGUUUUCGAGCAACACUCGUCGUCUGCGAUCCGAGAAAGCAUCGCUGCUGAAUUCGUUGGAAUCAUGGCGAAUUAAUCUCGAAUCGAUUCAGGCAGCGAUGGGGCAUCUCGGUCCCGAGCCAAUUUCAGUGUCCUUCUUGCGCCUAUUCCAUCAAAUACUGAAAAUCAUUGUCUUAGGAGUGCUAGACUCCUCCCCCGAUCUUGGAAAGGAGCUACAGAUUGAGCGCAGUCAACUGCAGCGCGUAGCUAAUGUUGUAGGUGUAAGAGUCAUGACUUACAGAAUGAGAAACGGAGCUAGUGGUGAUGGCUCGAAGCGAUUCAAAGUGUAUUGA
Molecule: messenger RNA, 771 nt
Organism: Pochonia chlamydosporia 170
Lineage: Eukaryota; Fungi; Ascomycota; Sordariomycetes; Hypocreales; Clavicipitaceae
Product: Zn2/Cys6 DNA-binding protein
Exons: 1
Coding region: 1-771 (256 amino acids)
Source: RefSeq, a predicted model, not a curated record